AGGAGAGAGGGGCGCUCAGAGGAAGAGAGCGGGACCGGGCGGACCGAGGCGGGACGGAGGGGACAUGGGGAAGGACCAGGAGCUGCUCCAGGCCGUGAAGACCGAGGACUUGCUGACAGCUCAGCGGCUUCUACAGAGACCUCGGCCAGGGAAAGCCAAGCUCCUCGGAGCAGCAAAACGAGUGAACGUCAACAUCCAGGAUGCAGACGGGUUGGCACCUCUGCACCAUGCUGCUCUGAGUGGUAACAAGGAGCUGAUCUCUCUGCUGCUGGAGGCCCAGGCAGCAGUGGAUAUUAAAGACCAUAAAGGGAUGCGUCCUCUGCAUUACGCUGCAUGGCAGGGGAAGACUGAACCAAUGAAAAUGCUGCUGAAGGCAGGCUCGUCAGUCAACGGACAGUCAGAUGAAGGACAGAUCCCUCUCCACCUAUCAGCUCAGCACGGACAUUAUGAUGGGUCAGAGAUGUUGCUACAACACCAGUCCAACCCAUGUAUCUCAGACUCAGCUGGGAAAACACCGUUGGACCUUGCCUGUGAAUUUGGACGUGUUGGUGUGGUCCAGCUGCUGCUCAGCAGUAACAUGUGUGCAGCCAUGCUGGAGCCCAAACCCUCCGACCCUAACGGAGUGUCACCUCUGCAUCUCGCUGCCAAGAACGGACACAUCGAUGUCAUACGGUUGCUGAUUCAGGCUGGAAUAGAUAUUAACAGACAGUCUGAGUCUGGCACAGCGCUCCAUCAGGCAGCCCUCUGUGGGAAGACAGAGGUAGUGCGCCUGCUGCUGGAUAGUGGCAUCAGUGCAGGAGUGAGAAACACUCUGAGUCAAACCGCCCUGGACAUCGUUAAUCAAUUCACAACAACACAGGCCAGCCGAGAGAUCAAACAGCUACUGAGAGAUGCCUCGGCUGCAAUGCAGGUGCGUGCACUGAAGGAUUACUGCAACAACUACGACCUCACCAGCCUCAACAUCAAAGCUGGAGACAUCAUCACGGUUUUGGAGCAGCACUCUGACGGCCGAUGGAAAGGCUGUAUUCACGAUAACCGCACAGGAAAUGACCGUGUGGGCUACUUCCCCUCCAACAUGGUGGAAGUGAUCAAGAGGGCAGGUUCUCGGACUGCAGAGCUGAGUCCUCAAGGCUCUCCUACACUGGGACAGCAAAGCAGCACCAGUGAGGACAUCUGGGUGCUACGGAAACCUCUGUCAGGUGCAGAGCGCAGUGGCAGUGUGGGCAGUCUGGGCAGUGUUCGUUCAUCCAGCAGCUUGCAGAGCUCUGGAAACACACAUGUUCUGACCACCCCUGCACCCAGUCCACACCCUGCACCCACACCUGGGGUCAACACACACGGCCUUAAUGCUCCAGGCCUGCACGCACAAGCUGAAGGGGUGAAGCUCCUGGCCACUGUGCUGUCCCAGUCGGUAAAAGCCAAGGAGCAUCUCUUGGAGCAGUCGCAGUCUGUUGAGCAGUCAGCGAGCUCCUCCAGUUGCACAGUUCAUGAACAGAGGUCGUUUGAGAAGAAGGCAGAGGAGGAUGAUGGGAAAAAGCAGGCAGUAGUGGCGUGGCUGGGUGAGUUUCAGCUGCAGUUCUACACCACCCACUUCCUCACCGCGGGAUAUGAUCUAGACACCAUUAGCCGCAUGACCCCUGAGGACCUGACGGCAAUUGGGGUCAUGAAGCCUGGACAUCGAAAGAAGUUAACAUCAGAGAUCAGCAAGCUGCCCUCCACAGACUGGCUGCCAGACCACAAGCCUGCCAAUCUGGGAGACUGGCUGACUCACCUUGGUCUUAGUCAGUACUACCAGGUCCUGGUUCAGAAUGGGUAUGAAAACAUUGACUUCAUCUCUGACAUCAGCCUUGAAGAUCUGCAAGAGAUCGGCAUUACUAAACUCGGCCAUCAGAAGAAGCUUAUGUUGGGAGUGAGGAGACUGAAGGAGCUCCAGAGAGGAGAAAGUAGCUCCGAGCCUCCUCAGAGCCCCUCGACACCUCCAUCCAGCCCUGGUAGCAGCAGCAGCUCAGAGCCCCGGAGGGAGGCGAGGAAGCCGAGGGACGGCGUCCCCAGCCCGCUGGCCAAGCCUCGCCCAGGGCUCACACAGUCACAGACCCCUCCCCACACACUGACACAAACCCCACCACAAACCCCCCCACAUGGCCGGAUGCAGCAGGCGUCCCCCAGGGCUCGGCCCCGCCCCUCCACCCAGCUGGCGUCAGUAGAUCCAUCUGUACCGCUGCUCCGCCUGCCCUGUGAGGAGGAAGAGCGACGGAGGACUCACAGUCUGAUUGGCUCAGAAUCAGACUCUAGAUACGCGACCGUGUGCCGCAGCAGCUCUGCACAUCCCGCCCCCAAUGAUGUCACCGUUAACCGCAGCCAAUCAUCUGUCACCCUCCGUCCUCGUCGGAAAGGUCGGCCCCCGACACCGCCUAAACGCUCCUGUUCUUCCAUUACUGGGGGUGACGGGGAGGGAGAGCGACAGGUGGAGGGGCUGCUGGGGCUGCCGACCUAUCGAGAGCGGCGAGCCAGUGACUGCGGCAGCCUGGGAUCAGCUUUAAGAUCUCAGGACUCGGCAGGCCUGGAGAGAUCAGAGGGGGCUUCUGGGAGCGUUCGCAGCCUCGCCGCUAUGCUGGAAACAUCCAUCGUGGGUGGAGCCAAAACCCUGCCAAGGAACCUGGGAGGCAGCACCAACUACUUACAGGUGAGUCCGCCUGUACUUCGGCGGCAGGCGGGCGCAGGCGGUCUCGGUUCUGAGGAAGAGGAUGUCUUAAGUCGGCGCCGAACCAUCAGCGGACCAGAAGGCCUCCCUGGUGAUCAGAUUGACCUGUUACCGCGGCAACCAGCCCAGCAACGUCCAGAGCCUCGGCCCCGCUCCACCGUGGCCUCCUCGGCAACGGAGAUCACAGACGGCACGGCGACCCUCCGAAGGAGGCCGCGUCCUCUGGCGACGGAAUCCGAGGCGCCCACAUCCGUGGACGCCAACGCCGGCUCCGACACGAUACGCAGGAGGCAGCGCACCUCUGAGCAAACAGAAAGUGUUGUUCAAAGCAAUAAACAAAUAGACUCCCCCAGCAGUCACACAGAUAGUAGCAGGAAGAACGGAGGCGAGCCGCAGCAGAACGGCGGCGUGGUCCUGAGGCGGCGGCCGGUGUCAGAGGUCUCUGACAGGACAGAGGCCAACAGAGAGAGCUGUGAGUGGAUGGAGGCCAGGAAGUCUCUGAAGCCGCCGGUCUCACCCAAACCAUCCACAGUGACGAUGAGGAAGGGGCAAGUUGACCCCCCGACCCCGACUCGCAGGGUCCCCAUACCCGGGCCCGACACCCCUGAGACGGCUCAGAGCCCCGAGCCGAAGCGUGUCCCUCCUCCUGUGUCCCCGAAACCUCGCGGUCCUCCAACAGCACCUAAACCAGGCAAAGCAAUAGUAGCUUCUGCUGCCAUGAGCCCAAGUCCUGUGGCUACCAGCCCGGCUGCAGCCAGCCCCACCACGGCCCACAAACCCUCCUCUCCGGUAUCCGCCGCUCCUCUUCCAGCCCCUGACACCUCCUCUGCUCCCUCCCUCUCCCCGGGACUGCCCCUUACUUUCCCCUCCCCGGCUCAGAGUCCCUCCACUCCCUCUCCGCACCCCGUCAAACCUCCCCGCUCAUCCAUCGCCGGCCUCUCCAUUGACCUGCUGGGGGGCCGGGAGGCGGAGGAGGAAGAGGAGAGGAGGAGAGAAGACGAGGAGAAGAGGAGAGAGAGGGAGCACAAGAGGCAAAUGGAGCAGGAGGAGGAGGAGGAGGAGAGGAAGAGAGCAGAGGAAGAGAAUCUGAGGGAGCCGGAGAGGAAAGUUGAAGAAGUCCAGGAGGAGGAGGAGGAGGAGGAGGAGGAGGUGCAGCACCGUUUAGAGGAGACCAGUGCCUCCUUGGCUGCUGCUGUCCAGGCUGUAGAACAUAAAAUCAAAGAGGAGGACAUACAAAAUGACUCUCUUUCCAGCAAAAAGUCGACAGUCUCCAUCUUGGACGACAUCGGCAGCAUGUUUGAUGACUUGGCAGACCAACUGGACGCCAUGCUGGACUGAUCUCCUCCCACGUCUCGUCUCCUACAGGCCCUUUCCCCCCCCUCCCCCCCAUCAUGUGUAGGUGUAUCAAGAAAACUCUCCCAAGGCUCCAUGCUGGCGCUCUGAGUGACUGUGUGUGUGUGUGUGUGUGUGUGUGUGUGUGAGUGUGUGUCCAUCCUGCGUGAGCGCUUCUCAUGUAGCCUUGUACAGUACCACGGAGGAGGGAGUCCUCUUCGUCUGGCGCAGUAGCUCUAGUUCGCCUCCCGACGCGAGGAGGCCGCUCCCACACAACCUCUGACCUCUGCAGCCCAGCGAGCAAGUCGCCACCGCGGCCGCCGCCGCCGCCGCCGCCGCCGCCGCCGCCGCCCAGCCUCAGACGGCUGUGUGGACCCCAGAAGCACAAUCAUUUUCCUCAUCCUUUUAUCUCUACAGACUCUGACGGAGAUGCUAACUCAGUCAGACAGGGAGGCAGACAGAUAAGCAUAUUGCUUGCAACAAAAAAAAAAAAAAAAAAAAAAAAGCACAUAAACUGACUGACAGACAGACAGGCAGAUGGAUAGCUAGAUAUAUGGACAGGAUGCAUACAGAUGAGAUACCGGAGAGAGUUUUUAAAAGCACAUGGAAAGACAGGCCGCUUUCCGAGUCUGUCCCACUUGUGUGAUGUCAAACGGAGGCAUUUUUCCAGAUGAAUCGUAGCCUCUCAUUCUCUCCUGUAUGAGUGGAGGAUUGUGGUUUAGCCGGACUUCCUGACCUGUGUGUUGUCUCUCUUCAUGUCGUUGUUGUUGCUGUUGUUGUUAUCGUUGCCGUUGUUGUCGUUACGAGUGUGUGUAGUCCCUGCUGAUGCUCAUGUCAAUGUCCUCCCACUCGUACAGUAGUUAUUCUAAUGAUCAGAACGACGAUAUAGAUGUGUGUCCAUGAAUUUUUGAGACACUAGCACACAUAUGCACACACACACAUAUGCUCACACACGCACACACACAACAUUGGUUUUAAUCUCGCUGGUGUUCUGCUUUGUUGGUGUUUAGCUCCAUCUAUGGAGGUUUGCUUGGAAGUGAAUCUACACAUUAACACACACACAUUUACAUGCAAAAGACACAUAUAUACAAGCACACUCAUGCGGUGUAUCCCUUUGUCCUGCUGCAGUGAACAGUGUUUUUAAAAGAUAAUCCUAUAUUUCAAUGCUUUAUAUAGUACAUCCAGUAUACAUAGAGUUUAUAAUAUACCUGGGUGUUUGAGCUGUUAGAGCUCCCUCUAGUGUUGGUUAGUGAAACUGCCUCUAAUCUGCCCACCUUCCAUCUUGUCUCCCCCCUUUUUCAUCUCCCUCUGUGUCUGUUUUGUUAACUCUGCAUCUCUCUGUGCCUUGGUAGUGUUCUUUCAUAUAUUUAAAUUACUUUUUUUCUCUAUUUUUUGGUUGUUUUCCACUCAAAUAUGUUUAAUGUUUGUUUUUUGGGGGGUGUGGUUCAUUACAAACCCUAGCUCCUUGUGUGUCUGUGAUGUCAAAAGUAGCUUAUAGUUUGAGUUGUGAGUCCCUGAAAUCAAUCACCCUGUCUGCAGUCCUUCUGUAACCAUUGAGAAGCCUUGUACGAGCCCAUAUUAACCCCCUCCCCCCCUCCGUGUAUGCUGUAAUAAAUUGGCUCCGCUCCUCCUCGGCCCCCCCAGUCUUCAGUGGUCCCCCAUGUAGGCCAGACAGUGGAUCAACCACCAGUGUUCAUCCCAAUGAAGAGUUUACUUGUAUUUUUAUGCUCUUUGAAAACAAAGAUAUAUUUGAGAGACGGAUGGUUCUAUGUGAAUAAUAAUAAUAAUGAUAAUAAUAAUAAUAAUAAUGAUGAUGAUGAUAAUUAUAGACGUUGAAUUGAGGUGAGCUGAUUGAGCCUGUACAUUUACGGUUGAGUUCUGGAUGUGUUGUGACGGCUGUUGUGCCAUGGUUGGGUUUAGGUUGUGUUUCUGCUGUGACGAUGCAUUCCUGUACAGCUGUGAUCAGAAUAAAUGUAUAAAUUAAACCUUAAA
Molecule: messenger RNA, 6025 nt
Organism: Centropristis striata (black sea bass)
Lineage: Eukaryota; Metazoa; Chordata; Actinopteri; Perciformes; Serranidae
Product: caskin-1-like
Exons: 21
Coding region: 65-4039 (1324 amino acids)
Molecular function (GO): protein binding
Source: RefSeq, a predicted model, not a curated record